UGGGAGGGGGGAAUGCAUAAUUAUUGAGAAAACAAAUUACCCUAUUACUCACAUGAGUGGUCAUUCAGUAUAAUCUCUUGUUGGUAAUAAAAGACUACUCAGGAAGAGAGAUGUUUAUGAAAAUGGUGGGAAUUUCUUAUUGUGGUGACCAGGGUCUUUCUCUCUUUCUCUGUAUCUCUCAGGCUCUCUCGCUCUCUCUUUCUAUCCCUUAUUUCGCAGAGCCACGCUGCAGGGAUAGACAGGGAGAGAGAGAAUCAGCAAGAGAGUACGGCAGCGAGAGGACAGAGAAGUGAAGUGUGUGUGUGAGAGAAAGCAAGUGAGCGAGAGAGACGCACGCUGGCAAAUUUCGGACUGCUUAUAUCGGUAACAAGGCAUUAGAGGUGUGUGACAUUCUGCAACAGCAAUAUUGUUAUAACACCGCGCGUGUCUGGAAAUAUUGUGAAUUCAAAGCAAACCGAGCGCAUUACUGGAAUCCGAGGUCUUUUUUCCGGCAACAACAUCAGCGGGAUGUGUGGCGUGGACUCGGAUUUGGAUGACGGUGGCGUGGGUGAUGACGAAAGAGACCAAGAAGAUGAGUUCGCCAUGGCCGAGGGGGUCCGCAUGCUUCCCCCUCCCACAGCGCACUGCGAGGGCAGCGUGUGGGGCGGCCGCCGGAGUCGGUGCGGCUGCCUGGUGUUCGGAGCGUGGCUGGUACUAUGGAACGUGGGCCUGGCCGUGACAUGUGUGAUACUGCUGGCGACCGUCUUCGCCAUGGUGCUGCUUCCCGCUGCACUGCUGCUUUACGCAGGCUUUCUCUGCCACUCGCGGGUGAUGGCGUCCCCCUCUGCCCUAUGUCAUUACCUUGACGACAACAGCUGUUCUGCUCUUAUCAUCCUUGGCUUUGUCAUGAUGUCACCGCUGGUGGUGGUUGCUGCAGCAACCUUCUGUGGGUUGCUUCGCCGGCUCCGCCUAUUCUGGCUGUUUCAGCCAAUCAAUAGCGCCUGGUACCGCGGCCGCAGCUUUGGGUGGAGUGGGGACCUGCGUGCCUGGGUGUGACACACACACCCAUACAUACACACACAGUGGGGAGGUGACCUCAGUGGUCAAAGGUCAGCUUCUGAGGAGCAUCAUAUAAACAUCACUAACAGGUUUUCACAGUGUUGGGGACUGUGCGUUUUGACAAGCACCCAUCCUAUUGUUUUAACACGGUACUUUGUUUAGAUCGAUGCACUUUGCCAGCGGGAGAGUAAAUGGUGAUGCCAGGCAGGCUGUGUGUUUCAGUGUGAUUCAACAUAAAUGACAGGCUAAUACCAACGUUCGGCUAUGCACUCAGAGAAGUACACCAUAGAUCUUCAGUUCAUAACGAAAUUCAGCAGGCCUAGAUGAUCUCUUUUUUAUUUAUUUGCAAACGGGCUAGACAGACGUGUUUUGGCACGUUCACAGAGGCUAGUUAUGUAGAUGAUUCACACCCUUAAGGGCAGGCCGGUCAUUUGUACCUCAGCUGUGUCGUUCCAUUUCCACAUCCACAUCUGCAGGUAUGUUUCACCUACCAGGCUGGAAGCAGGUUAUAUGCUAGAGUCGCCUUAUCUCAAAUCAUAACAGCAACCUCAUUAGUCUCAGGUCCUGGCUUACUAAAGAUAUUAGUGACAAUUUGAUAUACAUUGGAAACCCAUACACACAAUCUAAUUGGACUAAAAAAGGUUGAGGUGCAUGUCUGUUUGUCAUUGAACAGAUGCAAUAUUUACCCAGUUAAAGGUUAGGCUUGGACAAUCUUUAAUAAGACAGGAGAUGAGAGGAGGAUGUGUUUAUGCAACUUUCUAUCCAUCCGACAGACUCUGUGAUUCUUUAACUAGAAAUUGGAGGUCAGUGUAGCUUAGCAAAAUUCCCCUGGGAAAUGUACUGUCUAUGUCUCUUUCCGUGUUAGAACAAUGGAGAGGGGUGCUUAGCAGGAGUAUCAGAAGGGAAAGAAGGACUUUCACAAGCACACAGUACACCAAAAGUAAUGUCCAUCUAAUGUUAUGUAUAAAGUGUUCUUUAUUUAUUUCCAUCCAGUGGCCUACUAUCUAACAGCUUCAGUAGUUUGUUUCUGUUCAGUUUGGGAAGCACUGCUUCAGAAAAGGAUAUCGUUGCGUAGAAAAGUACUGAGUUCCUGCAAUCUCGUUUAUGACCAAUGGAGUAGUCUACAGCUGUGGGUGUAAAUGUAUUUUAAAUAUAAAUACUGUAUUUUUGUACCUUAUUUAUGUAUUUAUUUAACUUUAAUUGUCAAUUUUCAAUAUUCAUUUUAAGGAAAGAAAAAAUGAGCACAUAUGAAACUAAGGUUGCACUGUAUCACUAGAGCUGAAAAGGAUGCAUUGUAAGAGUGUCACUCAACUUACAGUGUAACUCACUAGGUUAUGUACUAUACGAAUGGGCCAUGAUACUGUAAUAUGCUGAUGAAGUUUCUGGCAUUUUCAACAAUCAUUUCAGCAGCCUAAAAAGGGGUGGACUCACAAAUCUCAUCCGUUUGAGGGUCUGCCUAUGGUGACCUAGAACAAAUAGUGCUGACUUGCUUUGCUUAUGGGCAGUAGGCUUAGUAUGUAGCUGUGUGAUACACCAGAUAUAGAACUUUAUUCCAAAGCUUUAAGGUCUUUCAGAAACACCAUAUUAAAGUGGCACUAAAACAU
Molecule: messenger RNA, 2642 nt
Organism: Alosa sapidissima (American shad)
Lineage: Eukaryota; Metazoa; Chordata; Actinopteri; Clupeiformes; Clupeidae
Gene: tmem88bl
Product: transmembrane protein 88
Exons: 3
Coding region: 508-1035 (175 amino acids)
Cellular component (GO): plasma membrane
Molecular function (GO): PDZ domain binding
Source: RefSeq, a predicted model, not a curated record